Messenger RNA from Sabethes cyaneus, 510 nucleotides. RefSeq lists its product as uncharacterized. The coding region runs from base 1 to 510 and encodes 169 amino acids. The record is from RefSeq and is a predicted model, not a curated record. The transcript is spliced from 4 exons. Lineage: Eukaryota; Metazoa; Arthropoda; Insecta; Diptera; Culicidae.
AUGGGGACCUCUAAUGGUUUUCUGAUUGCCAUUGCAAUCCCGCUGGAGAUACCGGGAAGAAACAUUUAUUUAUCGCAUAAUUUCGAAAUGAAUUAUGUUUUACCGUCGAAUGCUUCACAGUACCGGUUGUGGUAUACAAUGUUCAAAAAUUCUGCGUACAACGUUUCCGAAGCUAUCAACCGAAAGCGGAGAAUGGCAACUACUCCCAGAUUCGACCGGAGGUUCCUGUACGAAAUCAUAGCAGAGAGGAUGACUAUGUACGGAUAUAAUGGCACCGGAUGUAUACAUAAGGCCAUUUGUGAAACAUUGGAACUACCAGUGCAUCGUCAUAAUGGAGUGCUAGGGGAUCUCACCCAUAUCGUAUUUAGUCCAUCAUCGUCGGAGGAUGAAAGUAUUGCUCACUCGUACUACGAAGCAGAAGUUGACGGUGGCAAAUCGGAUUGCUCCAAAUACCAUCAGCACUGUCCAUUAGGAAUUUAUGAAUUGAUUUCGAAUGUUACUACCAUAUGA